Messenger RNA from Boleophthalmus pectinirostris (great blue-spotted mudskipper), 3534 nucleotides. RefSeq names its product BAI1 associated protein 3 (gene baiap3). NCBI's taxonomy places the organism in Eukaryota, Metazoa, Chordata, Actinopteri, Gobiiformes, Gobiidae. The record is from RefSeq and is a predicted model, not a curated record.
AUGACGACACUGCUGGACCUGAAGAGCAGUGUGCUUCGGCAGGUGCAGAGGAGCCAGUCCCUGAGGAGCAGACGGGACCCGCCCCCUCCCACCCCCAGCAGCCCCCUCACACACUACCCUGAGCCUCUGUCACGCAGGGUUUCAGAGGAGAGCGCUGAAUUCUUUGAACACGUCAAUGGCAUCAUGCAGAAACAGGAGAACAUGCUGCGCUCUGCCCAGGCCGAGAGUCAGAGAGGCCCAUGCACAGUGCCUCCACCUCAGGAACAAGUGGAUCAGGCCUUCAUCCCCGAGCGCAUCAACCGGACAGAGCUGGACCUACUUUACGAGGAGGCGGUGUACACAGUGGUGAAUCGAGUGGGCGUGGCACCUCCUGAGCAUGUGAAAAGUGAUGAGGAGCUGUUUGCGUAUCUACUGAAGGUGUUUGAUAUGGGAGAAGAGGAGCAUGAGAUCAUUCUACAGAAAGUCCAAGAGUCUAAGCGUGCCAGCUUUUCUUUGCGAGUAUCUGUGCUGAAAGCAAAGAAUCUCAUGGCCAAGGACGCCAAUGGUUAUAGUGACCCCUAUUGCAUGCUGGGAAUUCUUGAGGGUCAAAGCCCACAUGACAUGGAGGAGAAGAAAGAGAGAAAGUUCAGCUUCAGAAAAAGGAAGGAGAAACUGGAGAAGCGUUUAAGCACAAAAGAGGCAUUACCAGCACGAUGUAUUCAGGUGACCGAAGUAAAACCGGAAACUCUCAACCCUGUGUGGGACGAGCACUUUGUUUUUGAAAUUGAUGAUGUCCACAAUGAUCUCCUACAUCUGGACAUAUGGGAUCAUGACGACGAUGUGUCUGUGGCUGAAGCGUGUAAAAAGCUGAAUGAAAUCAGUGGUCUCCGGGGAAUGGGCAGGUAUUUUAAGCAGAUAGCAAAAUCAGUGCGCGCCAACGGCUCUGCUUCUUCAGGAUCUGAGGAGAAUGCAGAUGACUUUCUCGGUUGCAUCAACAUCCCUUUGAAUGAGAUGCCAGUGUCCGGAUAUGACACCUGGUUCAAACUGGAGCCGCGUUCGAGUGCAUCCAAAGUUCAGGGAGAGUGUCAUCUGAUUUUAAAGCUCUUCACCAGUCAGAGAGACACCACUCUGUCCAAGAAGGACACCAACGUCUCCAUUCACAGGAAGCUACUGAGUCAGAUUGUCGAGUAUGAACAUGCUCACAUCAAGCGUGAACCAUACAACUGGACUGGGCAAGUGAGUCCUCCAGCCUGGACAGUCCUGACUCACCAUGCAGUGCAGACGGACCUGUCCCCGGUGCAACAGGCCAUUAUCCGCUGGCAGUGCUACAGUGCCCAUCACCGCACUCAGAGGGUGUGUUACUCCCUGCUGCUCCGCCUCCUGAGGAGCAUCGAUGCAGAGUGGGAUGCCCCCACUGUGCGCGGAGACCUGGAGAGGCAGCUGUCAGACAGCUUCAGGCUGUACACUGAGCACUGCCUGUGUCUGAUGAAGAAUAUGAGGCAGGUGUUCCCCUGCUCCAGUGCCGCCGCCAUCACACGCUACGAGCUCAUGCUCAGGGGGAUUGGUUAUAUGCAGAACAUGCGGGCCUUUAAGACUGUAUGCCCUCUUCGAAAUGAGCUCCAUCUAGACAUCACCACAGCAAUUAAGAAAGGAACAGCUGAAUGGUAUGAGAGCCUAAUCAUGAGAUACAAACCAGAAGAUGGGACACUGGAGGAGCAGUUGAAGAAGUUGAUCCAAGUUGUAGAUGCAGUGUGUGUAGAUGUACAAAGAGCACAGAAUAUCUACAACAAACUUUUUUACAGUGCAGUCAAAGUGGAUUUCUUCAGCAUUACAUACAGGCAAUUGGAGAAACUUGUAGCAGAUGAUGUGAACGUGGCCAUGGAGCGUGUGUGUGGGACUCUGGAGCAGGAGACCUCCAGACUGUCCCAGACCAUGGGAGAGACUAUCUUUGAACUCUUCACGUCCCUAAAGAUCCUCAAAGGCUUUCGCGAGUUUUUGCCUCUCAAAGAUGCAAAGAUGUUGGCCCUGACUGGAUUUCACAACUGGUUUAAGUCGUCCAUUCAUAAGUGGCUGCAGAUAGUUCACGACAGGUCAUGUGACAGGAUCUGCAAGGCUGUGGACACGGACAAGCUGGAGCCAUUGGGACAGGCUAAGCACAGCUCAUCGGCCGUGGAGGUGGCUCUGUGCUUCGCUCAGGUCAGAGAGAUGUGGCAGCAGCUGUCCUGGCCCGACUCCGCUGGGGCGUUCAUCUUCAUCACCAGACUGACGGACAAUUUCUGCAGCGAGGCCGUGUGUUACUCUGAGAUGAUGACCCGUAAGAUUGAAAGGAGCCAGCUGGGCCGGGACCACAAGAGCUUCACAGUGCAGCUCUGCAUCGCCUUGAACAGUAUGGAGCACGUCAGGGUGUUUCUGGGUCACCUGCCGCGGGACCUGGACUGGAGCGGGGUGGAGCGAGCCAUGGAGGAGAGCUGUGGGACGGAGGGGAAGGAGCAGGUCUAUAAGGCUCUGAACGGACAGCUCUACAACAUGGACCUGGACCUGCAGAGGGAGGCCAAAAGACUCAUCUCUGUGCUAACUGACAAGAUGCUGCCGGAGCUGCGGAGGUACAUCCAGCACAUAAGCCUGUCUCCAGACUCCAUCAACAAUGACGAGGCUGUGUCUCCUCUUAUGAAGUAUCUACAGGACACUAUGAACAUCCUGACUGACAACCUGGUUAAGGAGAAUCUGACAAGGGUGCUUCAAGGCAUGUGGGAGCUGCUGCUGAGAAUGAUCCUGGAUGCAGUGACUGAAAACAGAGGGGUCCAAAUAGAGUUUUACAAUCGCUUUCAAUACACUGUUGAGACACUGCUGCAGUUCUUUCAUUCCAGUGGAGAAGGGCUCACUGUGGACGAUAUGAAGAGCGGAGAUUUCAAGGCUCUGGAGGAGGAGCUGAAGCUGAACAAGUGCUCGUCCUUUGAGCUGAUCGAACAGUACUAUCUGGAGAAGAUUUCUCAUCAGAAAACACUCAAGCACACUCGAUUUGGACGCAUCAGUGUCAAGUGCUACUACGAUGCUUCAGAGCAGAGACUGACAGUGGAGAUCCUUCAUGCUGCUGAUAUUCUUGCACUAGAUGCCAAUGGUUUGAGUGAUCCGUUUGUCAUCGUGGAACUCUGCCCUCAUCAUCUUUUCCCUUUGGCCAAGAGCCAGCGCACACAAGUCAAACUCAAAACACUACACCCUGUUUUCGAUGAGCUAUUUUACUUCCACGUCAGUCCAGAGCAGUACCGACACAGAUUUGCCUGUCUAACCUUCACUGUGAUGGACUAUGACUGGUUGUCCACUAAUGACUUUGCUGGCGAGGCUGUGGCUCCUCUGAGUGACUUCUGCUGGCCGGGCCGACCCAACGCCUCAGCGCAGGGCAAGAACGUGCAGCCCAUCAUCCUGCAUUUGUCCCGCAGCAAACCCAGCGAGAAGCCAAUCAUGAGGAUGUUGGACGCGCGCAUCGGAGAUAGAGAAGCCCAGGAGUUUGUCCGCAGGCUGAAGGAGAUCGAGAAAUCAAUGGAGAACGAAGAGUGA